Bemisia tabaci is the source of this 858-nucleotide messenger RNA. NCBI's taxonomy places the organism in Eukaryota, Metazoa, Arthropoda, Insecta, Hemiptera, Aleyrodidae. The record is from RefSeq and is a predicted model, not a curated record.
UAGUUGCUGUACAGGAUGGUGAAGAGGAGCAUUUCACAUCUCAAUGAAAUUACACGAAAAACGGUAUUCUCCGUUACCGUCACACAAUGUGUCAACCGAGAAAGUUAACUUGAUCGGGUUUAUGAAAUAAUUGAAGAAUUGUACGAUUCCUCAUUUUUGAAGGUGGAAAUUUAUUCAGUGAUACUAAUAGUGAUGAAAACUCUGUGGUUUAUUAAAAAAUUUAAUCCAAGGUCCCAAUAUCUACUAAUUUUCACUCAGGUAAACUGGGCUAAAGCAGAUGCUGAUUUUGGCAACCGUUUGGAACCCCAUGAGGUACCUGUGCAACCGAUCGAAACCAUUUGGCCUACGGAUGAAGGAAAAUUAUACACAUUAAUGUUGCUAGAUUUGGAUGCACCCACCCCGAAAUUGCCAGUAUUAAGGGAAUAUUUACACUGGCUCGUUGUAAAUAUUCCAGAGGACUAUUUUAUGAAAGGUGAAUGUAUCGCUCCAUAUUUAAGUCCGGAUACCAGAGAUAAUCCUCAUCGACUAGUUUUUUUGGUAUUCGAGCAACCAACGCCCACCCACAUUAAUUUUGAGGUGGUUACCAAAAAAGCACAGUUGGAGCAUGACGUAAGAGGAAAGUUUUCGUGGAGGGAGUUUGCAAAAAGGUGGGAACUAGGAGCUCCUCUCGCAAUCAACUUUUUUCAAAUAGAAAGACCAGAUCCUUCGGAUCGAAGGGCGCAGAUAAACCCAACAGACUCGGAAAAUGAAGGAGGCUGGUUUAACUUUUAAGACUGUGGAUUUAUAUUUACUUAACAAUAAACACAAAUAUAUACAUUAAUAUACACAUUAAACAAUAUACACAUUAAAUACUAAAAA